AUGGACAUGAGAGCUACAUAUGGAGGAUUUGCAGCAGCUUUGAAGGAUCUUCCACUAUGGGUAUUUAAUGUGGUGAAUGUUGAUUAUGGAGAUACACUUCCAAUCAUUUAUGAGCGAGGUCUUAUUAGAAUGUACCAUGAUUGGUGUGAAUCCUUCAACACAUACCCAAGAACUUAUGAUCUAUUGCAUGCCAAUAAAAUUUUCUCAAAUUUAAAGACUAGAUGCAAACUGAUUCCUGCUAUAGCAGAGGUGGAUAAAAUACUUAGACCAGGUGGUCAUUUGGUUGUCCGUGAUGAGCUUAGUGUUGUUGAUGAAGUGGAGAAUUUGGUAAAAUCUCUAAACUGGGAAAUAACCUUCAAAACUUCAAAAAACCAAGAGGGUUCGCUCUGUGCAAAGAAAAGCUUCUGGCGACCCGAUUCUUAA
Molecule: messenger RNA, 423 nt
Organism: Lathyrus sativus (Indian pea)
Lineage: Eukaryota; Viridiplantae; Streptophyta; Magnoliopsida; Fabales; Fabaceae
Source: the annotation of a GenBank genome assembly